Quercus lobata is the source of this 6108-nucleotide messenger RNA. Its product is annotated as putative disease resistance protein RGA4. The transcript is spliced from 11 exons. Gene Ontology annotation, molecular function: protein binding; ADP binding. The record is from RefSeq and is a predicted model, not a curated record. Bases 66 to 3782 code for a protein of 1238 amino acids. Lineage: Eukaryota; Viridiplantae; Streptophyta; Magnoliopsida; Fagales; Fagaceae.
CUUUGCUCUCAUCUUACCAACCUGUAACUAUUUCAAGGAUUCAUUUCAUUCACCUUCAUUGAGAAAUGGCUGAAGGAGCUCUCUUCAACGUAGCUGAAGGAAUCAUUGGCCAACUGGGCAAACUAGCUCUCAAAGAGCUUGGACUGCUCUGGGGUGUCAAAGAGGAGCUUCAAAAGCUCGUGGACACUGUUUCAACCAUCAAAGCUGUCAUUCUGGAUGCAGAGGAGCAACAGGCGCAGAAUCAUACCAUCAAGAAUUGGCUGGGAAGGCUGAAAGAUGCACUUUUUGAAGCGGACGACUUGCUGGAUGACUUUUCCACUGAAGUUUUACGGCGGGAAGUGAUGACUAGGAAUAAGAAGGCGAAAGAGGUACGCAUCUUCUUUUCCAAAUCGAACCAACUUGCAUAUGGUCUUAAAAUGGGUCAUAAGAUUAAGGCAAUUAGGGAGAGACUAGAUGCCAUUGCAGCAGAUAGGAAGUUCCACCUAGAGGAACGUCCUAGAAAGACACAAGUCAGUAAUAGGUUGAGAGAAACUCAUCAUUUUGUACGUGCUGAAUAUGUUAUUGGAAGAGAGGCUGAUAAGAAAGUCAUUAUAGAUCGUUUAAUGGAUCCCAAAAUUGAAGAGAAUGUUUCGGUCCUUCCUAUAGUUGGAAUUGGAGGACUGGGUAAGACCACAUUAGCUCAAUUUGUAUUCAAUGCUGAAGAAAUUAAAAAUCAUUUUGAGAAAAAAUUGUGGGUGUGCGUCUCUGACGAUUUUGAUGUAAAAAUAAUUGUUGAGAAAAUCUUAGAAUGUGCAAAAGAAAAGAAACCUGAAAGACUUGAAAUGAACACAUUGAUAAGUGAUCUGCGAAAAGAAAUUGAUGGAAAGAGAUACUUACUUGUAUUAGAUGAUGUGUGGGAUGAUGAUUCGGAAAAAUGGGAUAAGUUAAAAGGAUUUUUACUCGGUGGUGCUAGAGGUAGUAGAAUAUUGGUGACUACACGUGAGGAGAAGGUUGCUAAGAUUUCAAAAACUAUAGAACCACACUUUUUAAGGGGUUUAAAUGAAGAGGAGUCUUGGUCUUUAUUUAAGCAAAAGGCAUUUGAAAAGGGACAAGAACCAGAAAAUAUAAGAAUUAAAGAAAUUGGAAAGGAAAUAGUUGGAAAGUGCAGAGGAAUUCCACUCGCCAUAAAGACCAUUGGAAGCCUAUUGUGCUUUAAAAACUCAGAAGAUGAGUGGUUGUCCUUCAUUAAUAAAGAAUUUUCAAAACUAGAUCAAAAAGAAAAUGAUAUCCUACCAACACUUAAAUUGAGUUAUGAUCAUCUUCCAUCACACUUGAAACAAUGUUUUGCUUAUUGUAGUUUAUUUCCAAAGGAUUACGAGUUUGAAAAAGAGAAAUUAAUUAAGCUAUGGAUGGCACAAGGGUUCAUUAGGCUAUCAGGUCAAAACCAAUGCUUAGAAGAUGUUGGUCAUGAGUAUUUUAUGGAAUUACUUUGGAGGUCAUUCUUUCAAGAAGACACAGGAUCUAUAUUCAAAAUACAUGACCUCAUGCAUGAUCUGGCAAUAUCAGUAGUGGGGCUAGAGAGCAUCACUUUUGGUAUAAAUGAGGAAAAAUUGGAUGAAAAAACCCAUCACGUGUCAUUUGGUUUAAAUUUAGGCUCAUCAACACAAAUUCCCACUUUGUUGCUUAAAGCAAAUAGGAUGAGAACAUUUCUUUUGCCAUGUCAAGAGAGGUAUUCAAGUCAAAUUGUAUGGAACAAGUCAACUUGUGAUGCAUUUGUUUCAAGUUUUAAGUUCUUGCGCUUGUUAGAUUUGAAUUGCACUGGAAUUAGGAGUGUUCCACAUUCUAUUGGAAAGUUGAAGCAUUUAAGGCACCUUGAUCUUUCAUGGAAUGACAUAAAGAUGCUUCCUAAUUCAAUUACAAGGUUGCAAAAUUUGGAGAUACUAAAUCUCUAUAACUGUUAUGAACUUAUAGAAUUGCCAAGAAAUAUUUCUAGAUUAGUCAAUCUUAGGCAUCUUAUCAUUGAAAAUUGCUCUAGAUUGACUCAUAUGCCACGUGGACUUGGGCAAUUGACUAAUCUCCAAUCACUAGCUGAGUAUGUGUUGAGUACGGACUCUAAGAGUGGUAGUGGGUUGAAGGAACUUCACGGAUUAAACCAGCUGAGAGAAAAUCUAAGGAUUAAAAAUCUGAGACACAAGAAAGAUGCUGAAUUAGAAUAUAAGUCAUGUUUGAAAGAAAAACAACACCUUAAAGGCUUGGUGUUAGAGUGGAUAGAAAGAGAAGUGGAUGUUGAGUACGAUGAGAUGUCAGUCGAAGCUUUGGACCCAAACCAAAAUCUUAAAAGUUUGGAAUUAAAAAGCUACAGGGGAGUAAAAUAUCCAAGCUGGCUUUCUUCACUUAAAAAUCUUGUAAGCCUUAAGUUAGUUUCAUUGAAGAAUAGCCAAGAUGUGCUACUAUUGCAUCAAUUUCCUUCUCUCAAAACUCUCUAUUUGGUGGAUAUUCCUUCUCUUGAGUACGUAUCUCUAGUAUCGGAGAGUUUUAAACUUCCACCCCUAGAAUCCCUCGAAAUUAGGAUUUGUCCUAAUCUAAAGGGAUGGUGGAGGAGGAGCGACUCCAUCGAGGAGGACGAAGAUGACGCCGAUAAUUACGGUGAAAUAUCGACGAUAACAGCAAAGAAUCAUUCUCUUCCUUCAUUUUCUCACCUUUCCACUCUACACAUUUCUGGUUGCCCUAAACUAUCUUCCAUGCCUUUAUUUCCUUAUCUUGAAAAACUAUAUCUGCAUGACUCUAAUUUGAGGCCAUUGGAGCGAACAAUAUCGAUGGGAAUGAUAAAUAAGACAUCUCAGCAAAACCCAACAACAGCAGCAGUAGCAGAGUCAACCUCUUCUGUUCGUUCUUCUUCAACACUUGCCGCCUCAUUCACCCCUCUCUCCAAAUUAAAAUCUUUGGAUAUUGGUAUGAUAGAAGGCAGUGAUGGUCAUGUCCUUCAAUCUAUACAACAUCUGACUGCACUUGAGGAAUUUAGGUUAUCUAAAUAUAAUGGGGAUGGGAUGGAAUUGGAAUGGCUUCAACAGGCCACCUCUCUGCGAAAUCUCUACAUUUUUAAUUGUCCGAGUUUGAUGACAUUGCCGGAGUGGAUCUGUGAAAUCAUAUCUCUUCAAUCACUCGGUAUUUAUGAUUGCCCCAAUUUCACUUCAUUGCCUGCCCUAACGUCUCUUCAAUCACUCGGUAUUUCUGAUUGCCCCAAUUUCACUUCAUUGCCUGCCCUAACGUCUCUUCAAUCACUCCAUAUUUAUGGUUGCCCCAAUUUCACUUCAUUGCCUGCCCUAACGUCUCUUCAAUCACUCCAUAUUUCUGAUUGCCCCAAUUUCACUUUCACUUCGUUGCCUGCCCUAACGUCUCUUCAAUCACUCCAUAUUUAUGGUUGCCCCAAUUUCACUUCAUUGCCUGCCCUAACGUCUCUUCAAUCACUCCAUAUUUAUGGUUGCCCCAAUUUCACUUCAUUGCCUGCCCUAACGUCUCUUCAAUCACUCCAUAUUUCUGAUUGCCCCAAUUUCACUUCAUUGCCUGCCCCAAUUUCACUUUAUGGUUCCCCCAAUUUCACUUCAUUGCCUGCCCUAACGUCUUUGAAGACACUGGACAUUCGGAGGUGUCCCAUCUUAGUAGAAAGUUGCAAGAGCCAGGAUUGGGUUGCUCGCAUCGAAAACUUGGAAGGAGAUCUAGCUCCACCAAAAGAAGAAGAUCCAGAACAAAGUUGGGGCUUUACCAAAAUUUUUGGGCGUUGCAGUGGUUCAACAAGUCAAUAGCUCAGUGGUGAAUAAUUAUAAUUAUCUAGAGCUUGUCAGGUGAGGAUCAUCAAUUGCUGAUAAGGAGAUAAUAUUUGUGGGGAGAAGUAUAUCUGGCAGAAGAAUUAGCUAAUGCAGCUUGCGUUGGAUUUAGAUCAUAAUUCAUAAGUUGAUAUUCGUGGUAGCAACACUUGGAUAAAGGAAAAGUGGUUGCUUAUUGGCUUUCUCCUUGAAUUCAAAUGCUACAAAGGUGAAAAUGCUCCAGAAUGACCUGAGACAGCUUAUAUCCCUGAGACUGAAAUUGAAUGUAGAAGGAUCCAUCAUAACUCCAUAAAAAGGCAGAUAUGUAGAUGAUAGCCACAACCUAAAUGCAGUGGAUAGUCACCUGUGAAAUGUAGAAAAAGCAUCAAUUCAUGGGAGGGGUGUGGAAAUUAUUGGGAUUCUACAAUGUGCUUGGAUAUGACAGCCUUCCUUCUUAAUAGCAUUCAGCCUAUUGAUUUCACACAUCAUCAAAAAGAAUGAGUAUCACUGGCUAUCCCAAUUAUGGCUACAAUGGUAGAGGCAAACAGGAAAAUUUUGGCAUAAAUCUGUUCUUAUAUUUGACUGUGGAACUGUAUUUAUGAGAAUAAGAUUCAGGAUUUGUUGCAUCUUUGACUUCUUUUGUGGGAAAUGUAGAGACAAGCAGCAAUUCAGGAGGUGGAUGGGGAAAUCAGUGGGGAUUCUGCAAUAUGCUUGAACUAGAUUCAGAAUUUUCUGCCACUUUGACUUCUUUAGGUCUCUAGCCUGGCGGCUUCCUACACAAGUGCAUUUUCUUCGAGAUGAAACUACAAACUUUAAGAUGUAUGAAAGCAUUAAAGAGGAGGUCAGACAUUGAUGCUUAUGACGCAAUAGGAAAGAUAUUAGAUGACAUAAAUCUGGCAAAAAUUGAGCUUUGGCUGGACAAAUCAAAGGUGGGAAGCCAACAGUUACCAGUUCUCCAAAUUGAUACAAUGAUCUUCAGGUUAAAUUGAAGUGGAUGAGCUGGUAGAUUGGUCUUGUUAGUCAAAAAUCAUUUUUGUUCAAUGAUGCAUCCAUGCCAACACUGCAUAUGAGAGAAGGAAAUGCAAAUGAGGUGGAAAGCAAAGCUGCAUCAAAGUUACAAGCACGCAAAGGUUUGUUAGUAGCUUCCGACAGGUUAGUACAGUAAAAUAUUUUGCUAAACUCAUCAUUUGAUAGUUCUUAAUGAUCCAAGUUAUUAAGUCAAUUGAGCUACUUUAGAGUAAAAUAACAUUAAAUAGCUUUCAAUGUAUAAAGCAAAAGUAGAAGUAUUAUUACUUCAAUCUUUUUCCUCGCUACAAUUGAUAAAUUUAGGAUUAUAAUUUUUUUUUUCUUUUUUUGGAGUUUAGCAUUUGCUUGUGACUCUUACAGACUCAUUGGACCAUACUGCUUCAUUUAGUUUUUGUCAAAUAAAAUGCAAGACUAUCAUAUCAUGGUAAUACUAUGACAAUUCCAAUUAUCCACCAGGUAGACGAAACGGGUAGCCACCAGUUGUCCAAGAUACUGCUUUAAAUAAGGCUACAAAUACACUCAAAGCUGAACCUGAACGAAUAAUUCAAGAUGCACUAAACCAAGUGAUGGUGAACCAGGCUACGACUGUCAUGGCCUGUCCAUUAUCUGAAGGUGAUCAAAAUUAAAUUAUCAGAGAGAAAGGAGAGCUGGAGAUUUUGAUUGUGAAUUUGCCACCUUGACAAACUGAGAAGGGCCAGCAUUUUCUGCUGCGGAGUUGCAAAUAAUAAUAAGGUCCAGGCAUUUCACAAACAUUUAGGUCACAUGUCAAGCGGAUAUGAAGUUAAUUGCUAUCACCUAGUGGUGCAAUUGGAUGCAGACAAAUCUGUUACUAGCUUAAUGGAAAUUCAUCUACUAUCAAUGUUCUUGCACUUCAAUUCUGUAAGAGAGGGAAACUAUAUACCUAGUUAUUAAUCUAAAAGCUAAUGAGGAACAACUGGAGAUUAGAUCUCAGAGUCUUGCAUGUGUUCAACGAAAGAAAUAAUCCUAGUACACUCUGCAGUGGCACCCUCCCACAACCAAGUGCAGAGCUAAACCUGAAACAAUGUCUCAGCCUUUCAGGGGUAACAGUAGGUGUGCCUCGUCUACAUAGCAUUGUAGUACCAUGCAGGCAGAGGAGAGAGAACAUUGAGGGAGCAAAAUGUUUCGUUCGCAUGUAACAAUGGCCUUGGCCAAUAGAAUUUUACCUGGUGUGGUAUACACUCUUCGCCUUCCCUUUAUAUAAGAGGAAGGAAAACUUGUAUUAAGACAUACCUUAAGAAAAUAGUGCAUAAGAAGACUGGCUUGAGCCCGUGGUUUUUCU